AACGGUCCGUCACGUGACCGUGGGCCCCGCCUGGGAAAUGCGGGUGGUGGAGCAAGAUGGCGGCUCACCUGUCAUACGGGCGAGUGAACCUGAACGUGCUGCGCGAGGCGGUGCGUCGGGAGCUGCGCGAGUUUCUGGACAAGUGCGCUGGGAGCAAGGCAAUAGUGUGGGAUGAAUACUUAACAGGACCAUUUGGACUGAUUGCACAGUACUCACUACUAAAGGAACAUGAAGUGGAAAAAAUGUUCACCCUCAAAGGAAGUCGUUUGCCAGCGGCUGAUGUCAAGAAUAUCAUUUUUUUGGUCAGACCCAGGCUAGAAUUAAUGGAUAUGAUUGCCGAGAACGUACUCAGUGAGGACAGGCGUGGCCCUACCAGGGAUUUCCAUAUUUUGUUUGUGCCUCGUCGGAGCCUACUGUGUGAGCAAAGGCUGAAGGACCUGGGUGUGUUGGGAUCCUUUAUUUAUCGAGAGGAGUACAGUUUAGAUCUCAUUCCAUUUGAUGGGGACCUCUUAUCCAUGGAGUCAGAGAGCGCUUUCAAAGAAUGCUACCUUGAAGGCGACCAGACAAGCCUGUACCACGCAGCCAAGGGGCUGAUGACCCUGCAGGCGCUGUAUGGAACUAUCCCCCAGAUCUUUGGGAAAGGAGAGUGUGCUCGGCAAGUGGCCAAUAUGAUGGUCAGGAUGAAAAGGGAGUUUACAGGCAGCCAAAACUCAGUGUUCCCCGUGUUUGAUAACCUCUUGCUGCUUGAUCGCAACGUGGAUCUGCUGACGCCGCUCGCCUCCCAGCUCACGUACGAAGGACUCAUCGACGAGAUUUACGGCAUUCAGAACAGUUAUGUGAAGUUACCUCCAGAGAAAUUUGCACCCAAGAAGCAGGGCGGUGGUGGCGGGAAGGACCUUCCCACAGAGGCAAAGAAGCUUCAGCUCAACUCCGCAGAGGAACUCUAUGCCGAGAUCCGAGACAAGAACUUCAACGCUGUGGGCUCCGUGCUCAGCAAGAAGGCGAAGAUCAUCUCCGCGGCCUUUGAGGUGAGGCGAGCCAUCCUGUCGGCCAUCCUGCCCGGGAAUGUUGAGGGAAGGAUGCUCCUGGCCAUACACAGGAGCUUUGCGGCUCAGACUCCUGUUUGCCUGAGAUGUUUAGUGUGUAAUCAGGUUUAAACCAAACUAAGAAGGCGGAAGGAACCUUAUUAGAAAACAAUCCCUUGAUGCACUCACAGUCUACCAACUAUUAAAGACAAGAGCAGAUUUGCAUGCUAGAGAGGUCCCCAUGCUUGCUGACUUUUAUGUAAAGAAUUGAAUCUUGGCUGAAUAUUUGAUAAUCUGGACCUAGGGCACCUUCAGUGUUGUUCGCUUUGUUUUCAGAAUGAGGUGAUACUUUGAUUUUAUAAUUGUGAGUACAUAUACAUAAUAUACAGCACAGAAUGGCAGGGGUAUGUUUAGGGCCAUUCCAAAAUAAUGGAACCAGGCAUGGCUGCCACCACUUUAAUCCAGCGCUUGAGAAGCAGCGGCAGAUGGGUGUCUGGCCAGCCAGGGCUGCAAGCGAGACCUCGCCUCAAAAAAAAAAGAGGUGGAGAAAGAAAAGAAAAUCAUCCUUGGAAAUUAAAGGUUCUCAAACUGUGUGUGUGUGUGUGUGUGUGUGUGUGUGUGUGUGUGUGUGUGUGUGUGUGUGUACACGUGUACCACUUGUGCAUAUGGAAGCCAGAGAUCACCCUACUUUAGGUGAUGUUUCUCAGGAGCUAUUGGGAUUUGUUUUUUGUUUUGUUUGUUUGUUUGUUUGUUUGUUUGUUUUUGAGAUGAGGUCUCUUUCUGUAGUCCCGGCUAUCCUAGAACUUACUUUGUAGACCAGGCUGGCCUUGAACUCAGAGGUCUGACUGCCUCUGCCUCCUGAGUGCUGGAAUUAAAGGCGCCACUGCCCGGCUCCUUACCUUGGAUGUGUGUUGUUUUUUGUUUUGUGUUUUUGAGACAAGGUCUCUAGUCCUUCAGCACAGGCUGCUGGCCAGCAAGGCUCCAGGAUCCCCAAGCCCCACCAUCUCUCCUUCUCCAGCACUGAGAGUACAAAUGCAUGCCACUGCCCUUUUUUUCCCCUUUAGAUUUAUUUAUUUUUAUGUAGAUGAGUGCCUGACCUGCAUGUGUGUUUGUACACCACAUCCAAGCCUCGUGCCAUUGGAAGUCAGAACAGGGCUUGGAUCUCCUGGAGCAGUGAGCACCCAGUGAGUGCUAGGAACUGAACCCUGGUCCUGUGUACGAGCUUCAGUGUUCUCAACGUCUGAGCCAUUUUCUCAUCUUGUACCAUCAGCUCUUUAUAUAGGUUCUGGGUGUCAGACUCCCAUCCUGACACCUCCCAUCCGAUACCUAUCGUCCCGACACCUCCCGUCCCAACACCUCCCGUCCC
Molecule: messenger RNA, 2391 nt
Organism: Rattus norvegicus (Norway rat)
Lineage: Eukaryota; Metazoa; Chordata; Mammalia; Rodentia; Muridae
Source: RefSeq, a predicted model, not a curated record